AUGGCCGAGGCACCUUCAAGCAGAGAGCAGAGAUACAAGUCUUUCGACGACUCAUGCACCGCACCAUCGAGCACGCAUCUAUAUGAAGGCAACACCCAGCCUCUAGAGCAGCACCUAGAUGAGUCCGAGGGCUUGAGGAAACUUUUGAACACCGAACUCUCCACCAUCGACCCCUCAGCUUCUGUUGCACGCUAG
This is a messenger RNA of Pyrenophora tritici-repentis Pt-1C-BFP, 195 nucleotides long. RefSeq lists its product as uncharacterized. The record is from RefSeq and is a predicted model, not a curated record. Lineage: Eukaryota; Fungi; Ascomycota; Dothideomycetes; Pleosporales; Pleosporaceae.